Molecule: messenger RNA, 1233 nt
Organism: Nakaseomyces glabratus
Lineage: Eukaryota; Fungi; Ascomycota; Saccharomycetes; Saccharomycetales; Saccharomycetaceae
Source: RefSeq, a predicted model, not a curated record
AUGACCGUAAGACCCGAAUUAAGUUUUCCUGCGAAGGAUUUGAGGCGAAAUCUGAUCAGUUUACAACCGAUAGAGAACUUCGUGCCUGUUACUUGUGAUACAAAGCGUCCAAUUAAAUGUCUUAUCAUUGGAGUACAUGGGUAUUUCCCAAACAAAGCAGUGGAUAUUAUUCUGGGUGAGAGAACGGGGACAUCGCAAAGGUUUGUUUCACAAGCGGAAUCAGCUGUGCAACUAUAUUUCAAGGAAUUGGGCGUCGCAGUAGAUACCACAACGUUAGCAUUGGAGAAGGAAGGGACGGUUGCCAAACGAGUUGAGUUUUUUGUUGAUGUGCUCGGUGAAUACAGGGAAACUUUAGCAGAAGCAGACUUUAUUUACUUUGUAUCACACUCACAAGGUGUUCCGGUAACAGUGAAUCUAAUUGGGCACCUACUCAUUAAGGGAAUUCUACAAUUAGAUAUUGACAGAGUUUCUCAUAUGAGUGAUAAGCCAAUUUAUACACAGGAGAAGAUUGUUUCGGUUCUUGGUAUGGCUGGUGUGAAUUAUGGCCCUCUUUAUGGUGCGGACAAAAAUAUUUGGCUCAGACUAUUUAGUGUAGUGGAACGAAAGUCGUUAAUGGAGUUGUUUGAGUUCCAAAACCCGGCCACUAAACUAUCAAUGGAUUAUAUGGAGAAAGUACAGUAUAUCUUGGACGCUGGCGUCAAGAUAACCUUUGUUGGAUCAGUUAACGAUCAAGUAGUUCCGUUGUAUUCUUCAUUAGCUUCUUUCCUUCAACACCCUAAUAUACAAAGGGGCAUAUUUUAUACUUCACAAUGUGAUGUACCGCCAUUUAUUAUGGGGUGCAUCCUAGAUUCAAUAACAUUGCUAAACAGUGGGAAAAAAGAUCAAGGUUUUAUCAAAGAAAUAAGCCCCUACCUACAUGGACCUCUGACCGGUAAUGGACACUCAGAUUUGUAUUUUCAGUCUGAGGUAUACACUUACGGUAUAAAACAUGCCCUGAACAGUCAAUCAAUCAAACAUUGUCCUUCGCCGAUUAUUAGAAGUGAUAUUGUAUCAUUAAAAGUUAACCCAUAUAACCUUCCAUGGACCAUGCGAGGCUUACUGAAUGAGAUUGAGAAAGAGUUGGGGAAGGAAGAAGUCAAAAAACUAUACAAAUUGUAUGACGAAUGGGCACCUAAUACUCCAUUACACCAAAGCUUAAGAAUUAAGCUCAGUGGGGUAACCAGCAAAUUCUGA